Molecule: messenger RNA, 1475 nt
Organism: Ochlerotatus camptorhynchus
Lineage: Eukaryota; Metazoa; Arthropoda; Insecta; Diptera; Culicidae
Exons: 1
Coding region: 124-1407 (427 amino acids)
Molecular function (GO): nucleic acid binding; zinc ion binding
Source: RefSeq, a predicted model, not a curated record
CUUGUUUGGACCCUACCCGAGGUAAUCCUUCUUGGAUAUCGAUUUGGAAAAUUCCUCUUCGAUCCUUCAGAUUCUUAUAGUAAUCUGCUUGGAAGUCGAUUUGGAUAAAAAUUUACUGCCGCCAUGGCGCCUAAACGCAAAAGAAAGGGGCAAACUCUUGACCCCCCUUCUGAUGAAAUUAAUUUGAGUAAUCAAUUUGAUUUGCUCACGGAUGAUGAGAAUGAUCCAUCAUCCAAGAAAAAUUCUAGUAAACUUUCCCGGCUUAAUGCCAAGAAGGAAAAGAUUCCCCCUAUUGUGAUAACCACUACCGAUUUCCAUGCUCUUCGCAUGGAACUUUUGAAUUUCGUGAAAGUUAAGUUUUCACUACAAAUUGGACGUCGGGGUGAAUGCCGUGUAUUGGCUGAAACCUUGGACGGAUUUAAAUGUCUUCUCAAGUAUCUUACUGAGAAGAAGCACAAAUUUUUUACUUACGACACCAAAACUGAACGUGUGUUCAAGGUUGUCAUGAAAGGACUGCCCAGUGGUGAAUCCCUGGAUCAGAUCAAAGAUGAACUGGCAAAAUUACUUGGAGUUGUGCCACUCCAAGUAAUCAAAAUGAAAAUGAAAUCCCGUCCUGGCGAUUCGCGCAACGGGAUUUCUAAUGAUUUUUAUUUAGUUCACUUCAAGUCUAGUGAACUAAACAACCUUAAGGCCUUAGAAAAAGCUAGCCUUAUGCUCCAUGUCCGAGUGAAGUGGGAACACUUCAGGAAGACUGGAGGAAAUUUUCAAAACCUCACCCAGUGCCGUAAGUGCCAGGGAUGGGGUCACGGAACUAAAAAUUGCUACAUGCCAGCUAAAUGCAUGAAUUGUGGUGAUUCCUCUCACGCAAAGGACGACUGUCCUGUGAAGGAAGAUCCUAAGAAAUUUAAAUGUUCAAAUUGUGGUGAAAACCACAAAUCCAAUUUUUGGGAAUGUAAGACUCGCAAAGCGAUCCUACAAUCUCGUUCUAACCGUCAGGUAGGAAACGCUCCACGUUUCCGACCAGGUACAAAUUCCUCUGCUGUUAACAACGGUCAGCGAGGAACAAAUUCUACAUUCGUACCCGUAGGUACAAAUAUCUCCCCUGCUUCAAAUGUUUCAUCUGUACCUACUCCCCUCGCUGCUAACAAUGUUCAGCGAGUUAAUGGAGCUACCUAUGCUGCUAUUGCAGCGGGUAGAAAUCAAAAUACUAACCAACGUUCUAAUGGAAAUUUUGACAAUUUUGACUUAGGAAGCAUUACUGCCCCCAAAAUGGAAUUUUUACAGAAUUCAUUAAUUGACAUGAUUUCUGAUAUGCUUAAAUCUAACUCCAUGUUUGAUGCUAUUCAAACUGGAGUAAAAUUUGCAAAUAAUAUUGUCAUGACUUUAAAAUUCAGUAAUGGAUUUUAAAGCAUUAAAUAUUGUAAAUUGGAAUGCUCGAUCUCUUAAAGAUAAUGAAGACGAGCUAUUUAACUUUU